AUGAUUGCAUCUCUAUUCAACCGUGGAGCAUUGUCGCUCGCGGUCUUGUCACUUCUUGCAUCCUCUGCUGCAGCUGAUGUAUUUGAGAGUUUGUCUGCUGUUCCUCAGGGAUGGAGAUAUUCUCGCACACCGCGUGCUGAUCAGCCCCUGAAGCUACAGAUUGCACUGGCACAGGGGGAUGCUGCCGGAUUCGAAGAGGCUGUGAUGGAAAUGUCAACCCCUGAUCACCCCAGCUACGGGAACCACUUCAACACCCACGAGGAAAUGAAGCGCAUGCUGCAGCCCCGUGCGGAGUCCGCUGACUCGAUCCGCGACUGGCUUGAAGGUGCUGGUAUUACCAAGAUCGAACAGGAUGCCGACUGGAUGACCUUUCACACUACCGUGGAGACGGCAAAUGAGCUGCUGGCAGCCAAUUUCCAGUUCUACGCCAACAGUGUCAAGAAAAUAGAGCGUCUUCGCACACUCAAGUACUCCGUCCCGGAGCCUCUGGUGUCACACAUUAACAUGAUUCAGCCAACCACCCGUUUUGGCCAGCUGCGCGCCCAACGGGGCAUAUUGCACACCCAGGUCAAGGAAAAUGACGUGGCUUUCCGCGGCAAUGCCAUGUCCACUAAGCCGGACUGCAACAGCGUCAUCACUCCCCAGUGUCUCAAGGAUCUGUACAAUGUCGGUGACUACAAGGCUUCCGCCACCAAUGGGAACAAGGUCGGGUUUGCCAGCUACCUAGAGGAGUAUGCACGAUACUCCGAUCUGGAACUCUUUGAGAAGAAUGUCGCGCCCUUUGCCAAGGGCCAGAACUUCUCCGUCGUUCAGUAUAACGGCGGUGGUAAUGAUCAAAACUCCAGGGGUAGCAGCAGCGAGGCGAACCUCGACCUGCAGUACAUUGUUGGAGUCAGCUCCCCCGUUCCCGUUACAGAGUUCAGCGUUGGCGGCCGCGGUGAACUUGUUCCGGAUCUCGACCAGCCUGAUCCCAAUAAUAACAACAACGAGCCAUACCUUGAAUUCCUCCAGAACGUGCUCAAGAUGGACAAGAAGGACCUUCCCCAUGUGAUUUCCACCUCUUACGGCGAGGAUGAGCAGAGCGUUCCCGAGAAGUACGCCCGCACCGUUUGCAACUUGUACUCGCAGCUCGGCAGCCGCGGUGUGUCCGUCAUCUUCGCAUCUGGCGACUCCGGCGUAGGCUCCGCAUGCCAGACAAACGAUGGCAAGAACGCGACCCGCUUCCCACCGCAGUUCCCCGCCGCCUGCCCAUGGGUAACAUCAGUCGGUGCCACAACCCACACCGCGCCCGAAAGGGCCGUGUACUUCUCAUCCGGCGGCUUCUCCGAUCUCUGGGAUCGCCCGAAAUGGCAGGAAGAUGCCGUGAGUGAAUACCUCGAGACCAUAGGCGACCGCUGGUCCGGCCUUUUCAACCCCAAAGGUCGUGCCUUCCCCGACGUCUCAGCCCAAGGUCAGAACUUCGCCAUCUACGAUAAGGGCUCGUUGUCCAGCGUCGACGGCACAUCCUGCUCAGCUCCUGCCUUUGCCGGAGUCAUCGCUCUACUCAAUGAUGCACGCCACAAGGCUAAGAAGGCUCCUCUGGGAUUCCUCAAUCCCUGGCUGUACUCGACAGGCCGUGCCGGACUCAACGAUAUUGUUCACGGUGGUAGCACCGGCUGCGAUGGUAACGGCCGCUUCAGCGGCCCUGCUAACGGUGGUCCGUCGGUUCCAGGUGCUAGCUGGAAUGCUACCAAGGGCUGGGACCCUGUCUCUGGUCUUGGAUCGCCCAACUUUGGUACCCUGCGCAAGCUUGCGAACGCUGAGUAG
Penicillium verrucosum is the source of this 1806-nucleotide messenger RNA. Its product is annotated as S53 family peptidase. The coding region runs from base 1 to 1806 and encodes 601 amino acids. Gene Ontology annotation, biological process: proteolysis. Lineage: Eukaryota; Fungi; Ascomycota; Eurotiomycetes; Eurotiales; Aspergillaceae. The record is from RefSeq and is a predicted model, not a curated record. Gene Ontology annotation, molecular function: serine-type endopeptidase activity; tripeptidyl-peptidase activity. The transcript is spliced from 3 exons.